Messenger RNA from Moneuplotes crassus, 994 nucleotides. The record is from the annotation of a GenBank genome assembly. NCBI's taxonomy places the organism in Eukaryota, Ciliophora, Spirotrichea, Euplotida, Euplotidae.
AAAUCUUUGAAAUAAUAAUGGAAGUGACUGAAGGGAUCACUGAAGAAUUUGUGGAAGAGUUACAUAAUACGUACCUACUCUCCUUGAAUGAUACUAAGGACCAGUAUGCAAUAGGUUUCUUUAUGAAUGAUCAUCUGAAGCUGCCAGGGGCAUACUGGUGCAUUACAGCCCUCAAUUUGUUAGAUAAGUUAAAUGGGCAGAGGAAAGAUGAAAUGACUGAAUUCAUUAAAUCCUGACAAAAUGAGGAUGGAGGCAUCGGAGGUAAUGUAGGACAUGAUUCUCAUAUCACUUGAUGUCUAUAUGCAGUGUUGAUUCUCGCUCAGUACAAUGCUCUCGAUGCUAUUGACACCGAUGCUCUUGCCAAGUAUGUUGCUGAUUUACAGAAGGAAGAUGGAUCCUUCUCAGGAGACUCAAGGUUCUCAUAUACAGCCAUCUCUCUCCUUACCCUAUUGAAUAAGAUGGACCUGAUUGAUGUCAAAAAGGCAAGGGACUUUAUUCUCCUCUGAAAUAAUAUUGAUGGUGGCUAUGGAGCAAUCCCUGAUGCAGAAAGUCAUGCAGCCUACACCUUCUGAUGAAUAGGUGCUUUAGCUAUUUUAGGAGAUUUAGAUUUAGUUGAUAACGAAAAUUUAGGAAUCUGGAUCAGCCAAAGACAGACACUCCAAGGAGGAUUCAAUGGAAGACCUGAGAAACUACCAGAUGUCUGCUACUCUUGGUGGGUAAUGUCAGCUUGCUACAAUAUUGAACAAGAGAACUUAAUAAAUCUCGAAUCUCUUAAGAAGUACAUCCUUCAUUGACAAGAUCCAGAUAUGGGAGGAAUUGGAGACAGACCAGGAAACGAGGUUGAUGUAUUCCAUACCUAUUUUGGGAUUGCUGCUUUAUCUCUGAUGAAAGAAUACGAUCUGAAGCCAAUCUGUCCUAGAUUUGCCAUUCCAAAAGAAGUACUUGAAGAAGUAUUCCCCCACAUUAAGUAGAGUUCUAUAAAACAGAGAUUAAA